AUGAUCAUUAACAAUGAGGUCUCCAAUGACCCUUCCACUAUAGCCAAUGACCCUUCCACUAUAGCCAAUGACCCUUCCACUACAGCCAAUGACCCUUCCACUACAGCCAAUGACCCUUCCACUAUAGCCAAUGACCCUUCCACUAUAGCCAAUGACCCUUCCACUACAGCCAAUGACCCUUCCACUAUAGCCAAUGACCCUUCCACUAUAGCCAAUGACCCUUCCACUACAGCCAAUGACCCUUCCACUACAGCCAAUGACCCUUCCACUAUAGCCAAUGACCCUUCCACUAUAGCCAAUGACCCUUCCACUACAGCCAAUGACCCUUCCACUACAGCCAAUGACCCUUCCACUAUAGCCAAUGACCCUUCCACUACAGCCAAUGACCCUUCCACUAUAGCCAAUGACCCUUCCACUAUAGCCAAUGACCCUUCCACUAUAGCCAAUGACCCUUCCACUAUAGCCAAUGACCCUUCCACUAUAGCCAAUGACCCUUCCACUACAGCCAAUGACCCUUCCACUACAGCCAAUGACCCUUCCACUAUAGCCAAUGACCCUUCCACUAUAGCCAAUGACCCUUCCACUACAGCCAAUGACCCUUCCACUACAGCCAAUGACCCUUCCACUACAGCCAAUGACCCUUCCACUAUAGCCAAUGACCCUUCCACUAUAGCCAAUGACCCUUCCACUAUAGCCAAUGACCCUUCCACUACAGCCAAUGACCCUUCCACUACAGCCAAUGACCCUUCCACUAUAGCCAAUGACCCUUCCACUAUAGCCAAUGACCCUUCCACUAUAGCCAAUGACCCUUCCACUAUAGCCAAUGACCCUUCCACUACAGCCAAUGACCCUUCCACUAUAGCCAAUGACCCUUCCACUAUAGCCAAUGACCCUUCCACUAUAGCCAAUGACCCUUCCACUAUAGCCAAUGACCCUUCCACUACAGCCAAUGACCCUUCCACUAUAGCCAAUGACCCUUCCACUAUAGCCAAUGACCCUUCCACUAUAGCCAAUGACCCUUCCACUAUAGCCAAUGACCCUUCCACUACAGCCAAUGACCCUUCCACUAUAGCCAAUGACCCUUCCACUAUAGCCAAUGACCCUUCCACUAUAGCCAAUGACCCUUCCACUAUAGCCAAUGACCCUUCCACUAUAGCCAAUGACCCUUCCACUAUAGCCAAUGACCCUUCCACUAUAGCCAAUGACCCUUCCACUAUAGCCAAUGACCCUUCCACUACAGCCAAUGACCCUUCCACUACAGCCAAUGACCCUUCCACUAUAGCCAAUGACCCUUCCACUAUAGCCAAUGACCCUUCCACUACAGCCAAUGACCCUUCCACUAUAGCCAAUGACCCUUCCACUACAGCCAAUGACCCUUCCACUACAGCCAAUGACCCUUCCACUAUAGCCAAUGACCCUUCCACUAUAGCCAAUGACCCUUCCACUACAGCCAAUGACCCUUCCACUAUAGCCAAUGACCCUUCCACUAUAGCCAAUGACCCUUCCACUACAGCCAAUGACCCUUCCACUACAGCCAAUGACCCUUCCACUAUAGCCAAUGACCCUUCCACUAUAGCCAAUGACCCUUCCACUAUAGCCAAUGACCCUUCCACUACAGCCAAUGACCCUUCCACUACAGCCAAUGACCCUUCCACUAUAGCCAAUGACCCUUCCACUAUAGCCAAUGACCCUUCCACUAUAGCCAAUGACCCUUCCACUAUAGCCAAUGACCUUUCCACUAUAGCCAAUGACCCUUCCACUAUAGCCAAUGACCCUUCCACUAUAGCCAAUGACACUUCCACUAUAGCCAAUGACCCUUCCACUACAGCCAAUGACCCUUCCACUACAGCCAAUGACCCUUCCACUAUAGCCAAUGACCCUUCCACUAUAGCCAAUGACCCUUCCACUAUAGCCAAUGACCCUUCCACUAUAGCCAAUGACCCUUCCACUAUAGCCAAUGACCCUUCCACUACAGCCAAUGACCCUUCCACUACAGCCAAUGACCCUUCCACUAUAGCCAAUGACCCUUCCACUACAGCCAAUGACCCUUCCACUACAGCCAAUGACCCUUCCACUACAGCCAAUGACCCUUCCACUAUAGCCAAUGACCCUUCCACUAUAGCCAAUGACCCUUCCACUAUAGCCAAUGACCCUUCCACUAUAGCCAAUGACCCUUCCACUACAGCCAAUGACCCUUCCACUACAGCCAAUGACCCUUCCACUAUAGCCAAUGACCCUUCCACUAUAGCCAAUGACCCUUCCACUACAGCCAAUGACCCUUCCACUACAGCCAAUGACCCUUCCACUACAGCCAAUGACCCUUCCACUAUAGCCAAUGACCCUUCCACUAUAGCCAAUGACCCUUCCACUAUAGCCAAUGACCCUUCCACUACAGCCAAUGACCCUUCCACUACAGCCAAUGACCCUUCCACUAUAGCCAAUGACCCUUCCACUAUAGCCAAUGACCCUUCCACUAUAGCCAAUGACCCUUCCACUAUAGCCAAUGACCCUUCCACUACAGCCAAUGACCCUUCCACUAUAGCCAAUGACCCUUCCACUAUAGCCAAUGACCCUUCCACUAUAGCCAAUGACCCUUCCACUAUAGCCAAUGACCCUUCCACUACAGCCAAUGACCCUUCCACUAUAGCCAAUGACCCUUCCACUAUAGCCAAUGACCCUUCCACUAUAGCCAAUGACCCUUCCACUAUAGCCAAUGACCCUUCCACUACAGCCAAUGACCCUUCCACUAUAGCCAAUGACCCUUCCACUAUAGCCAAUGACCCUUCCACUAUAGCCAAUGACCCUUCCACUAUAGCCAAUGACCCUUCCACUAUAGCCAAUGACCCUUCCACUAUAGCCAAUGACCCUUCCACUAUAGCCAAUGACCCUUCCACUAUAGCCAAUGACCCUUCCACUACAGCCAAUGACCCUUCCACUACAGCCAAUGACCCUUCCACUAUAGCCAAUGACCCUUCCACUAUAGCCAAUGACCCUUCCACUACAGCCAAUGACCCUUCCACUAUAGCCAAUGACCCUUCCACUACAGCCAAUGACCCUUCCACUACAGCCAAUGACCCUUCCACUAUAGCCAAUGACCCUUCCACUAUAGCCAAUGACCCUUCCACUACAGCCAAUGACCCUUCCACUAUAGCCAAUGACCCUUCCACUAUAGCCAAUGACCCUUCCACUACAGCCAAUGACCCUUCCACUACAGCCAAUGACCCUUCCACUAUAGCCAAUGACCCUUCCACUAUAGCCAAUGACCCUUCCACUAUAGCCAAUGACCCUUCCACUACAGCCAAUGACCCUUCCACUACAGCCAAUGACCCUUCCACUAUAGCCAAUGACCCUUCCACUAUAGCCAAUGACCCUUCCACUAUAGCCAAUGACCCUUCCACUAUAGCCAAUGACCUUUCCACUAUAGCCAAUGACCCUUCCACUAUAGCCAAUGACCCUUCCACUAUAGCCAAUGACACUUCCACUAUAGCCAAUGACCCUUCCACUACAGCCAAUGACCCUUCCACUACAGCCAAUGACCCUUCCACUAUAGCCAAUGACCCUUCCACUAUAGCCAAUGACCCUUCCACUAUAGCCAAUGACCCUUCCACUAUAGCCAAUGACCCUUCCACUAUAGCCAAUGACCCUUCCACUACAGCCAAUGACCCUUCCACUACAGCCAAUGACCCUUCCACUAUAGCCAAUGACCCUUCCACUACAGCCAAUGACCCUUCCACUACAGCCAAUGACCCUUCCACUACAGCCAAUGACCCUUCCACUAUAGCCAAUGACCCUUCCACUAUAGCCAAUGACCCUUCCACUAUAGCCAAUGACCCUUCCACUAUAGCCAAUGACCCUUCCACUAUAGCCAAUGACCCUUCCACUACAGCCAAUGACCCUUCCACUACAGCCAAUGACCCUUCCACUAUAGCCAAUGCCUUCAGCUUGCACUUUUCACAAACGCCACAGCAGCUGUCCUACAGACAGACCUACAGACAGACCUACAGACAGGCCUACACACAGACCUACAGACAGACCUACACACAGGCCUACAGACAGACCUACAGACAGGCCUACAGACAGACCUACAGGACCCAUGACUGUGACACCAGCAGCUGUCCUACACACAGACCUACACACAGACCUACAGACAGGCCUACAAGACCCAUGACUCAGCUGUCCUACAGCCAGGCCUACACACAGACCUACAGACAUACCUACAGACAGGCCUACAGACAUACCUACACCCAGACCUACAGACAGACCUACAGGACCCAUGACUGUGACACCAGCAGCUGUCCUACACACAGACCUACAGACAGACCUACAGACAGGCCUACAGACAUACCUACACCCAGACCUACAGACAGACCUACAGGACCCAUCACUGUGACACCAGCAGCUGUCCUACACACAGACCUACAGACAGACCUACAGACAGACCUACAGACAGACCUACAGGACCCAUCACUACAGACCUACGGACAGGCCUACAGGACCCAUCACUGUGACACCAGCAGCUGUCCUACAGACAGACCUACAGACAGACCUACAGGACCCAUCACUGUGACACCAGCAGCUGUCCUACAGACAGACCUACAGACAGACCUACACGCAGACCUACAGACAGACCUACAGGACCCAUCACUACAGACCUACAGACAGGCCUACAGGACCCAUCACUGUGACACCAGCAGCUGUCCUACAGACAGACCUACAGACAGACCUACAGGACCCAUCACUCAGCUGUCCUACAGACAGACCUACAGACAGACCUACAGACAGACCUACAGACAGACCUACAGACAGGCCUACAGGACCCAUCACUGUGACACCAGCAGCUGUCCUACAGACAGACCUACAGACAGGCCUACAGGACCCAUCACUGUGACACCAGCAGCUGUCCUACACACAGACCUACAGACAGACCUACAGGACCCAUCACUACAGACCUACAGACAGACCUACACACAGACCUACAGACAGACCUACAGACAGACCUACAGACAGACCUACAGACAGGCCUACAGGACCCAUCACUGUGACACCAGCAGCUGUCCUACACACAGACCUACAGACAGACCUACAGACAGACCUACAGACAGACCUACAGACAGACCUACAGGACCCAUCACUCAGCUGUCCUACACACAGACCUACAGACAGACCUACAGACAGUCCUACAGACAGACCUACAGACAGGCCUACAGACAGACCUACAGACAGUCCUACAGACAGACCUACAGACAGGCCUACAGGACCCAUCACUGUGACACCAGCAGCUGUCCUGGUUCUCUCUGUCCCAAAGACGUCACUAGCGGUCCGUUUGUGCGUCUCUACAGAGCGGUCCGUUUGUGCGUCUCUACUGAGCGGUCCGUUUGUGCGUCUCUACAGAGCGGUCCGUUUGUGCGUCUCUACAGAGCGGUCCGUUUGUGCGUCUCUACAGAGCGGUCCGUUUGUGUGUCUCUACUGAGCGGUCCGUUGGUGCGUCUCUACAGAGCGGUCCGUUUGUGCGUCUCUACAGAGCGGUCCGUUUGUGCGUCUCUACUGAGCGGUCCGUUUGUGCGUCUCUACAGAGCGGUCCGUUUGUGCGUCUCUACUGAGCGGUCCGUUUGUGCGUCUCUACAGAGCGGUCCGUUUGUGCGUCUCUACAGAGCGAGCGGUCCGUUUGUGCGUCUCUACAGAGACAGAGCGGUCCGUUUGUGCGUCUCUACAGAGCGGUCCGUUUGUGCGUCUCUACAGAGCGGUCCGUUUGUGCGUCUCUACAGAGCGGUCCGUUUGUGCGUCUCUACAGAGCGGUCCGUUUGUGCGUCUCUACAGAGCGGUCCGUUUGUGCGUCUCUACAGAGCGGUCCGUUUGUGCGUCUCUACUGAGCGGUCCGUUUGUGCGUCUCUACAGAGCGGUCCGUUUGUGCGUCUCUACAGAGCGGUCCGUUUGUGCGUCUCUACAGAGCGGUCCGUUUGUGCGUCUCUACAGAGCGGUCCGUUUGUGCGUCUCUACAGAGCGGUCCGUUUUGUGCGUCUCUACAGAGCGGUCCGUUUGUGCGUCUCUACAGAGCGAGCGGUCCGUUUGUGCGUCUCUACAGAGCGGUCCGUUUGUGCGUCUCUACUGAGCGGUCCGUUUGUGCGUCUCUACUACGAGCGGUCCGUUUGUGCGUCUCUACAGAGCGGUCCGUUUGUGCGUCUCUACAGAGCGAGCGGUCCGUUUGUGCGUCUCUACAGAGCGGUCCGUUUGUGCGUCUCUACAGAGCGGUCCGUUUGUGCGUCUCUACAGAGCGGUCCGUUUGUGCGUCUCUACAGAGCGGUCCGUUUGUGCGUCUCUACAGAGCGGUCCGUUUGUGCGUCUCUACUGAGCGGUCCGUUUGUGCGUCUCUACAGAGCGGUCCGUUUGUGCGUCUCUACUGAGCGGUCCGUUUGUGCGUCUCUACAGAGCGAGCGGUCCGUUUGUGCGUCUCUACUGAGCGGUCCGUUUGUGCGUCUCUACAGAGCGGUCCGUUUGUGCGUCUCUACAGAGCGGUCCGUUUGUGCGUCUCUACAGAGCGGUCCGUUUGUGCGUCUCUACAGAGCGGUCCGUUUGUGCGUCUCUACAGAGCGGUCCGUUUGUGCGUCUCUACAGAGCGGUCCGUUUGUGCGUCUCUACAGAGCGAGCGGUCCGUUUGUGCGUCUCUACUCUCAGAGCGGUCCGUUUGUGCGUCUCUACAGAGCGGUCCGUUUGUGCGUCUCUACAGAGCGGUCCGUUUGUGCGUCUCUACAGAGCGGUCCGUUUGUGCGUCUCUACAGAGCGGUCCGUUUGUGCGUCUCUACAGAGCGGUCCGUUUGUGCGUCUCUACUGAGCGGUCCGUUUGUGCGUCUCUACAGAGCGGUCCGUUUGUGCGUCUCUACUGAGCGGUCCGUUUGUGCGUCUCUACAGAGCGGUCCGUUUGUGCGUCUCUACAGAGCGGUCCGUUUGUGCGUCUCUACUGAGCGGUCCGUUUGUGCGUCUCUACUGAGCGGUCCGUUUGUGCGUCUCUACAGAGCGAGCGGUCCGUUUGUGCGUCUCUACAGAGCGGUCCGUUUGUGCGUCUCUACAGAGCGGUCCGUUUGUGCGUCUCUACAGAGCGGUCCGUUUGUGCGUCUCUACAGAGCGGUCCGUUUGUGCGUCUCUACAGAGCGGUCCGUUUGUGCGUCUCUACAGAGCGGUCCGUUUGUGCGUCUCUACAGAGCGGUCCGUUUGUGCGUCUCUACUGAGCGAGCGGUCCGUUUGUGCGUCUCUACAGAGCGGUCCGUUUGUGCGUCUCUACAGAGCGGUCCGUUUGUGCGUCUCUACAGAGCGGUCCGUUUGUGCGUCUCUACUGAGCGGUCCGUUUGUGCGUCUCUACUGAGCGGUCCGUUUGUGCGUCUCUACAGAGCGGUCCGUUUGUGCGUCUCUACUGAGCGGUCCGUUUGUGCGUCUCUACAGAGCGGUCCGUUUGUGCGUCUCUACAGAGCGGUCCGUUUGUGCGUCUCUACAGAGCGAGCGGUCCGUUUGUGCGUCUCUACAGAGCGGUCCGUUUGUGCGUCUCUACAGAGCGGUCCGUUUGUGCGUCUCUACAGAGCGGUCCGUUUGUGCGUCUCUACUGAGCGGUCCGUUUGUGCGUCUCUACAGAGCGGUCCGUUUGUGCGUCUCUACAGAGCGGUCCGUUUGUGCGUCUCUACAGAGCGGUCCGUUUGUGCGUCUCUACUGAGCGGUCCGUUUGUGCGUCUCUACAGAGCGGUCCGUUUGUGCGUCUCUACUGAGCGGUCCGUUUGUGCGUCUCUACUGAGCGGUCCGUUUGUGCGUCUCUACAGAGCGGUCCGUUUGUGCGUCUCUACAGAGCGGUCCGUUUGUGCGUCUCUACUGAGCGGUCCGUUUGUGCGUCUCUACAGAGCGGUCCGUUUGUGCGUCUCUACAGAGCGGUCCGUUUGUGCGUCUCUACAGAGCGGUCCGUUUGUGCGUCUCUACAGAGCGGUCCGUUUGUGCGUCUCUACAGAGCGAGCGGUCCGUUUGUGCGUCUCUACAGAGCGGUCCGUUUGUGCGUCUCUACUGAGCGGUCCGUUUGUGCGUCUCUACAGAGCGGUCCGUUUGUGCGUCUCUACAGAGCGGUCCGUUUGUGCGUCUCUACAGAGCGGUCCGUUUGUGCGUCUCUACAGAGCGGUCCGUUUGUGCGUCUCUACAGAGCGGUCCGUUUGUGCGUCUCUACUGAGCGAGCGGUCCGUUUGUGCGUCUCUACAGAGCGGUCCGUUUGUGCGUCUCUACAGAGCGGUCCGUUUGUGCGUCUCUACAGAGCGGUCCGUUUGUGCGUCUCUACAGAGCGGUCCGUUUGUGCGUCUCUACAGAGCGGUCCGUUUGUGCGUCUCUACAGAGCGGUCCGUUUGUGCGUCUCUACUGAGCGGUCCGUUUGUGCGUCUCUACAGAGCGGUCCGUUUGUGCGUCUCUACUGAGCGGUCCGUUUGUGCGUCUCUACUGAGCGGUCCGUUUGUGCGUCUCUACAGAGCGGUCCGUUUGUGCGUCUCUACAGAGCGGUCCGUUUGUGCGUCUCUACAGAGCGGUCCGUUUGUGCGUCUCUACAGAGCGGUCCGUUUGUGCGUCUCUACAGAGCGGUCCGUUUGUGCGUCUCUACAGAGCGGUCCGUUUGUGCGUCUCUACAGAGCGGUCCGUUUGUGCGUCUCUACAGAGCGGUCCGUCUCUACAGAGCGGUCCGUUUGUGCGUCUCUACAGAGCGGUCCGUUUGUGCGUCUCUACAGAGCGGUCCGUUUGUGCGUCUCGGUCGUUUGUGCGUCUCUACGGUCGUUUGUGCGUCUCUACAGAGCGGUCCGUUUGUGCGUCUCUACUGAGCGGUCCGUUUGUGCGUCUCUACGAGCGGUCCGUUUGUGCGUCUCUACUGAGCGGUCCGUUUGUGCGUCUCUACUGAGCGGUCCGUUUGUGCGUCUCUACAGAGCGGUCCGUUUGUGCGUCUCUACUGAGCGGUCCGUUUGUGCGUCUCUACAGAGCGGUCCGUUUGUGCGUCUCUACAGAGCGGUCCGUUUGUGCGUCUCUACAGAGCGGUCCGUUUGUGCGUCUCUACAGAGCGAGCGGUCCGUUUGUGCGUCUCUACAGAGCGGUCCGUUUGUGCGUCUCUACAGAGCGGUCCGUUUGUGCGUCUCUACAGAGCGGUCCGUUUGUGCGUCUCUACUGAGCGGUCCGUUUGUGCGUCUCUACAGAGCGGUCCGUUUGUGCGUCUCUACAGAGCGGUCGUUUGUGCGUCUCUACAGAGCGGUCCGUUUGUGCGUCUCUACUGAGCGGUCCGUUUGUGCGUCUCUACUGAGCGGUCCGUUUGUGCGUCUCUACGAGCGGUCCGUUUGUGCGUCUCUACAGAGCGGUCCGUUUGUGCGUCUCUACAGAGCGGUCCGUUUGUGCGUCUCUACAGAGCGGUCCGUUUGUGCGUCUCUACAGAGCGGUCCGUUUGUGCGUCUCUACAGAGCGGUCCGUUUGUGCGUCUCUACAGAGCGGUCCGUUUGUGCGUCUCUACAGAGCGGUCCGUUUGUGCGUCUCUACAGAGCGGUCCGUUUGUGCGUCUCUACAGAGCGGUCCGUUUGUGCGUCUCUACUGAGCGGUCCGUUUGUGCGUCUCUACUGA
Molecule: messenger RNA, 9609 nt
Organism: Knipowitschia caucasica
Lineage: Eukaryota; Metazoa; Chordata; Actinopteri; Gobiiformes; Gobiidae
Source: the annotation of a GenBank genome assembly